CUGUACAGAUACAAUCUCAACCGCCGCAUUCACGAUAUCAAGACCUACCCUGCUCUCUCCCCACAAGGCUCCUCCAUCGUCCUCUACGGUCACGAAAAUGGUGUCACCGUCGUCUGGCGAGGUGGCCGUCGACUGAAACCUGCCAAGACCCAACCCCCAAAAACGACACCAGGCAGCAAGCCAAACGGAUCUACAGUAGGCGCGGAUGAUGCCGUCAUGAUCUUGGACUCUGAUGACGAGGAGCCGGCGCCUGCUGCACCAGCCACUUUCGUUGACAGGCCCGAGUUUGAAAAAGAAGCAGUCGAAGAUGUGCUUGGGUAUUCCGAGAUCAUUCAGACGUUGGACCUUGCCCUUGGCACCGAUGUGUUGCACAUCGCAGUCUUGUCGUUAACACCCCGUCCUGGAGGAGAGAGCUCAGGAGAUACCGCGAUACUGUCUGACAGAAUGGUCUUCGCUAUAACAUGCGCAGCCGGCCCCGCCUACGUGAUCACAUUGCCGCUCACCCCGCCUUCACACGAUAGCAAAGCCCGCGAGGAGCUGCGUACAGAUCUUCUGGCCGGCGCCGCGGGCAAGGGCAAGUGGGGGGAGACCUUGACCCAGCUCACGGGCCAAUUCAGACACCCCGAUGGCAUUGCCAUCACUCUGGCACGCGACAGGCCGAACAGCUCUGCCUCGAGCGGCCGAUCCUCCACGCAUCUCAUCAUCGCCAUCCAAUCCAAAGACGCGUCGGGCGCACUGCGCCUAUGGGAUGUUCCCCUCGAGCAGCAGCAAACCGACAACACACCCCUCGAGCCUUUCCAGACCGAGUUUCUCCCGAGCCCGCUGACCGGCAUUGCCUUCAAUCCGAGUCCAUCGCACCCGACCCAGCUCCUUGCCGUGGCGUCUCCACACGCUGUUCGUAUCUACGACUAUUCGACAUCACCUACCCCGCAAGACGACCUUUCCGAAGGGCCUUGGCCUGCGCACGGCUCAUGGCUGAUCUCUCUCUACGCCCCGUUCAUACGUGGCAGUGUCUCGUGCGCAAGAAAGCCGAUCGUCGGUGCCAACUGGAUCUCGCAUGGAAGAGCAAUCAUGGCCUUGAUGGCAGACGGGCAAUGGGGAAUAUGGGAUGUCGAGGGCGCAGGGCCCUUGGGCAAUGCAAAUAGCGACUCGACAUCUCUGUUUGGGAAACAAAGUACUGCCUUGCGUGGGGCCGCCCUCACAGCCUUCAACGCAUCGGGACAACUGGAAGGCUCGAGUCCGCUUCGAACAGCAGGCUCGCACGGUGACAGUUUUGAGUCCAACAAUGACUUCAGUGCGAGCGGUCGUCGGAGCUCCCUGUUGUCUGUGUUCGCCACUGGGCCAGAGCGACUUGCCUCUGUCAAGGGUGGCGUGGAGGUCGCACGACUGCCCAGCUCGCGAGACCUAGUUUCUGGUGAGGAGAGCGUGGUGCUCUGGAUCAGUGGUUCUGACGCUCUUGUCUGCGUCGUUCCUGUCGUUGCCAAGUUCUGGGACACGCAGAUCCGGCGCAGUGCUGGCGGUGGUGUCAAUCUCUUCAGCGGUGCGCAGCCAUCACGCAUGGUGCGUCUUACAGAGCUCAAUGCGGGCCUUCUUGGCGAGCGGCUAUGCGGCGUAGAUGCAGUGCCCAAGUCCCAACGUCGCCAGCCCGCUGCGUCAGACGGUCUGUAUGAAGCCCCGGCAAAUGGAAGCACGGGCCUGCCUGUUGAGGUCCUUGUCCGCGGCGAGAGCAGGCUCGUGGUGGUGCAGGACUACCAAGACAUCGAUACGGCACCAUUGCGACACCCCACCCAGAAGAAGAGACUUGUGCUCGCCAACAAGCCCGUGGAUCCUGUCAAUGCCAUCAUUGUCCACCAGCGACCCGAUGCGCCGAAACUGCCCCACACGUUCGAGAACCUCAGCAUACGCCCUAGUACACGUGGGAGUGUGCAAGCACAGUCCACGAGGUUGUUUAGUGAGAGCUUCAGCCAGCCGCAUGACAACAUGGAUGACGAGGCCAUGGAUCACCAGCCUGCACCCAUGAGCCUCCCGUCCCGGCCACGUAAUAUGGGCCUCGAGUUCAUGGAUGACCUGGAUGCCGCAGCGGACGCCGGCUACGAGUUAGAUGCCGAGGAUCGCGACGUCGAGAACGAAAUCAUGGACCUUAUGGAGCUUGACUCUCACCUGGAGCAGAUGGAAGAGGAGCGCAUGCGGGGAACAAAGCGGGUAUUCUUCGAGGAGAGUUAG
Cryphonectria parasitica EP155 is the source of this 2223-nucleotide messenger RNA. RefSeq lists its product as uncharacterized. The record is from RefSeq and is a predicted model, not a curated record. Gene Ontology annotation, molecular function: protein binding. The annotation marks the transcript as partial. The transcript has a single exon. Lineage: Eukaryota; Fungi; Ascomycota; Sordariomycetes; Diaporthales; Cryphonectriaceae.